AUGGACGAAGCAGGUACGGUUUUGAAAGAUCCAUUUGAAGAUGCUGAAGAAAAUCUUGGAUUUAAACUUCAACCAAGUUUAAAAAAAUGUUUAAUAGCAAAUGGAUUUGAUAGUUCUUAUAUAAUUUCUAAAAUAGAUGGAACUGAUAUUAGUAAGACAGAAGAGUUUGCUAGAACAACAUUACCUGAAUUGAUAGAUGAGAAUGAAUAUGAGGCUUAUUAUGGGAUUUUUAAAAACAAAAUAUCAAAGUUCAAAUUUCUUGAUGGACAUAAGAAACAAUUAAGUUUGAUUAUAGAGUUUUACAAAAAUCAGUUGGUAAAAACACAAAAUACUAAAAUUAGACCGAACAGUGAUAAACUUUUGGAUAAACCUGGUCAAAGGAAAAAUAAACAACCACCUGAAAAACAAAAAUCAGCAGUUAAAGUUCAAAUUUUCAAUACUAAUUUAACAGAAGAGAAAAAAACUAUUGAAAAAAAUGUUAUUGAAUGGACUAAAAAAUAUGAUUCACAAAAGACUGACAAUAUGUCUGAUAGUAAUCUAAAAUCAGAAACUAUUUAUAAUAUAAUAAAUAACCAAAAUAUUUCUGUAAAAUUAUGCGAUGAAGAAUAUGAUGAACUCGAUCUAGCUGAAAACGCAAGUAUUGAUGAAAGUAAUAACAUCAUGAGUGAUAUUGUUUGCUUUUGUGGUGCCCGUACAAAAGUUUUUAAAAAAGUUUUAGCUGGGCGUAAGAAUAAAACAUGGAUGUUAAGUAAUUACUAUAGGCAUCUAGUAAAUCACUUUCAAAAUUCAAAUAAGAGAAAACCUAUCAAAAAAUUCAACCAACAAAAUACUGUUGUAAACUACUUCACAGUAGUAAACAAAGACAUAGGAAAUAAGGAUAAUAUUGAAGAGAACACAAACAAAAAAGGUAUCGAAUUUGAAUCAAUCUUACCUGAAAGUAUUUCUGAACUUCAAAAUGUUCCUUCUCCCUUUUUAAAACCUGAUGUUCCUUCAAAGUGGAAAGACCUCAAAUAUGGUAGACAAGAAAGAGAAAAGCGUGCUCGAGUACACAGUUUAUUGAAUGAUGGAGAAAAUCAACCACUAAUAACUAACUAUUUUAAAAUUGUAGAUAAAAUUAAUAAAUACAUCAAUGAAAAUAAUAUAUUUAAUGAGUCAUUGGAAGAUCUCAAGAACAAUAUGCCGCCUUGGGAAGAAAUAUCAGUUGAAACUUUUAUAAAAAAAACAGAUACCAGUACAUUACUAAAAUCAAUUUGUAAUUCAGCCUUAAGGAAUUCAAAUUUUCCUAGUCCCAAUGCAAAUCGAUAUGAUGAAUCCCUAAAAAAGUUUUGUGUAUUUUUAUAUUUUGUUGGGGGAAGACUUUUAUAUGAAACACUUCAAUCGAAUUUAACAAACUCGUUGCCAUCAAUAAGCUCAUUGAAUAGAUUUAUUUCAACUAAAAAACAAAAUAUAGUAGAAGGAGAAUAUAGAUUUAAAGAACUAAAAGAGUUUUUGUUGGAAAGAAAUCUACCUCUCUGUGUUUGGGUUAGCGAAGAUGGUACCAGAGUUAUGGGGAAGAUACAAUAUGACCAAAUUUCUGAUAAAGUUAUCGGUUUUGUGUUGCCUUUUGAAAAUGGCAUGGCAAAUGUUAAUGCAUACUCAGCCACUUCAGCUAAUACAAUUGGACAAUAUUUUCAAAAUAAUGAAAAAGCAAAUUAUGCGUAUGUAAUAAUGGCGAAGCCUCUACAUGAAAAUGCUCCAACAUUCUGCUUGAGUAUUUUUGGUACAAAUAACAGAUUCAACCAUAAAGAUGUGAUAAACCGAUGGAAUACUAUGGAAAAAAUGGCUGGAGAUUUUGGUAUCAAAAUUUUAGGAUAUUCUUCGGAUGGUGAUACUAGACUUUUAAAAGCUAUGCAAAUUAACACUUACCAACAGCAAAGCACACAAUUCUAUAUUCAAGACACAGUUCACAUUGGUACUAAACUUAGAACAAGAUUAUUAAAACCUAACAUAGUUUUACCAAUUGGUAACUUUACAAUAUCUGUUUCUCACUUAAAAAUAUUAUUAGAAACAUUUUCAAAAGACAAACACCUUUUAACUUUGAGCGAUCUUGUUCCAGAAGACAAGAUGAACUUUCGAUCUGCAGAAAAAAUAUGUGCUCCUAUAGUACAAGAAAUUUUGAAACAUGUACCACAAAGUCAAGGAACUAUAAGUUUUCUGGAAACCAUGAACAAUGUACUUUCCUCGUUUUUAGAUAAAUCUUUAACUGUAGAAGACCGAAUUUAUAGAAUAUGGCGUAGUGUUUACUUCCUGAGGAUAUGGAGGUACUCAAUUUUAAAAAAUAAAGAAUACAGCUUAAAAGAUAAUUUUAUUACUACUAAUGCCUAUUCAUGCAUUGAACUUAACGCAUUAUCUUUAAUCUUUCUGGUAAAAAAAUUCAGAGACAGCACUUUUUGCCUGAGGCCUUAUAUGUUCAUUCCUUGGCACUUUAGUAGUCAGGCAUGCGAAGAAUUAUUUAGAACAACAAGAUCUAUGACAUCUACCUUUUCAACAGUGGUUAACUUUACCAUGAAAGACAUUUUACAACGAUUAACGCGAAUAGAAUUAUUGAAUAUGAUACAAAACGAUCUUCACGAAAACCACCAAAAUAUACUUCAGAGCCCAAAUCCUUCUCAUUCAGAUGAUCUACCAAAUUUACUGAAUCCAUCUCAAAGUUCAUACAAUUUUCCUCGCUACCAGAAACACACCAGACAUUUUAUAAACAAUACUAAACUUCAAUCAACUGUAAUAUUUGAAACAAUAUGUGAUAAAAAAAUAGAAGAUAUACUUGCUGCAUCAUUAAAUGAUGCUAAACUUGCAGCUACAGACUUGGGUAAUUUUUUAAUUAAAAAUAGUUUAAUGUCAAAUUAA
Macrosiphum euphorbiae (potato aphid) is the source of this 2886-nucleotide messenger RNA. NCBI's taxonomy places the organism in Eukaryota, Metazoa, Arthropoda, Insecta, Hemiptera, Aphididae. The record is from the annotation of a GenBank genome assembly.